Piliocolobus tephrosceles (Ugandan red Colobus) is the source of this 2672-nucleotide messenger RNA. RefSeq names its product coagulation factor XIII B chain (gene F13B). The coding region runs from base 38 to 2023 and encodes 661 amino acids. Gene Ontology annotation, biological process: blood coagulation. The transcript is spliced from 12 exons. The record is from RefSeq and is a predicted model, not a curated record. Lineage: Eukaryota; Metazoa; Chordata; Mammalia; Primates; Cercopithecidae.
AGAAUUGUUAAAAUCUUUGUGAAGCACACCACUGAAGAUGCGGUUGAAAAACCUGACUUUUAUCAUCAUAUUGAUAAUCUCAGGAGAACUCUAUGCAGAAGAGAAACCCUGUGGUUUUCCUCAUGUGGAAAAUGGAAGAAUUGCCCAAUAUUACUAUACUUUUAAAAACUUUUACUUUCCAAUGAGCAUAGACAAAAAAUUGUCAUUUUUCUGCUUGGCUGGUUAUACCACCGAAAGUGGAAGACAAGAAGAGCGAACCACGUGUACAACAGAAGGCUGGUCUCCAGAGCCAAGGUGCUUCAAAAAAUGCACUAAGCCUGACCUGAGUAAUGGUUACAUCUCUGAUGUAAAGUUAUUGUAUAAAAUUCAAGAGAACAUGCAUUAUGGUUGCGCUUCAGGGUACAAAACCACUGGAGGGAAGGCUGAAGAAGUGGUUCAAUGUCUCUCUGAUGGAUGGUCUUCUCAACCAACCUGCAGGAAAGAACAUGAAACAUGUUUGGCUCCUGAAUUAUAUAAUGGAAAUUAUUCCACAACACAGAAAACAUUCAAAGUGAAGGACAAAGUACAAUAUGAAUGUGCUACUGGCUACUACACAGCCAGAGGAAAGAAGACAGAGGAGGUAGAAUGUCUCACAUACGGAUGGUCUCUCACACCAAAAUGUACCAAAUUAAAGUGCUCUUCUUUAAGAUUAAUUGAAAAUGGCUAUUUUCAUCCUGUAAAGCAAACCUAUGAAGAAGGAGAUGUCAUUCAGUUUUUCUGUCAUGAAAAUUAUUAUCUAAGUGGAUCUGAUUUAAUUCAAUGCUAUAACUUUGGCUGGUACCCAGAAUCUCCUGUAUGUGAAGGAAGAAGAAACAGAUGUCCUCCUCCACCUCUGCCCAUAAACUCCAAAAUUCAAACACAUGGAACAACUUAUCGUCAUGGAGAAAUAGUUCAUAUAGAAUGUGAACUUAAUUUUGUGAUCCAUGGGUCAGAAGAAAUACGUUGUGAAAAUGGAAAAUGGACAGAACCUCCAAAAUGCAUUGAAGGACAGGAGAGGGUAGCCUGUGAGGAACCACCCUUCAUUGAAAAUGGUGCAGCAAAUUUACACUCUAAGAUUUAUUACAAUGGGGAUAAAGUGACAUACGCAUGUAAAAGCGGCUACCUUCUCCGUGGAUCGAAUGAGGUAACUUGUAAUCAUGGAAAAUGGACAAUUGCUCCUGAGUGUGUUGAAAAUAAUGAGAAUUGUAAGCAUCCUCCUGUUGUAAUGAAUGGGGCUGUUGCCGAUGGGUUACUGGCAAGCUAUGCAGCAGGAUCCUCAGUGGAAUAUAGAUGCAAUGAAUAUUACUUGCUGAGGGGAUCAAAAAUAUCUCGUUGUGAACAAGGAAAAUGGUCAUCCCCACCUGUUUGCUUGGAGCCAUGUACUGUUAAUGUGGAUUACAUGAACAGAAAUAACAUAGAGAUGAAGUGGAAAUACGAAGGGAAAGUCUUACAUGGAGAUUUAAUAGAUUUUGUAUGUAAACAGGGAUAUGACUUAUCUCCAUUAACCCCAUUGUCUGAAUUAUCUGUGCAGUGCAACAGAGGAGAAGUGAAAUAUCCUUUAUGUACUAGAAAAGAAUCUAAAGGAAUGUGCACAUCUCCUCCACUUAUUAAACAUGGAGUCAUUAUCAGUUCAAUAGUAGACACCUAUGAAAAUGGCUCUUCAGUAGAAUACAGAUGUUUUGAUCACCAUUUCCUACAAGGAUCUAGGGAGGCCUAUUGUUUAGAGGGAACGUGGACUACACCACCAUUGUGUUUAGAGCCAUGCACAUUAUCUUUUGCUGAAAUGGAAAAGAAUAAUUUACUUCUGAAAUGGGAUUUUGACAAUAGACCACAUAUUUUGCAUGGUGAAUAUAUUGAGUUCAUUUGUAGAGGAGAUACUUAUCCAGCUGAAUUAUAUAUUACUGGAUCUAUACUUAGAAUGCAAUGUGACAGAGGGCAGUUAAAAUAUCCAAGAUGUAUUCCAAGACAAAGGACUCUGUCUUAUCAAGAACCCUUAAGAACAUAGAAUUGAAUGGCAGAAAGAGGAAUCAUAUUUCAAUAUAUCAUGAAAUUCUUUAUAAAACAUAAUUUUGAGGAAGUAUGUUAAGUUAAAAACUUCUGAGUUUUUCCUUGCUUAAAUAUUUGAAUCUAAAUUGUUUGUGCUGAACAUUUCUUUAUUUAUAAAUAAAAACCAAUAAAUGUUGUUUAAUUUUUAGUUUGUAUGAUUUGAUGUAGAACGUAAUCUCUUUUGUAUGUCUUCCAUCUGUUACAAAUUAAUCUACACAUCAAAAUAUUUUCAUUUCCUAAUGCCCAUUGACUAGACUAUAUCGUUGUUUUCAAUAUACUGUAUGUGUAAAAAUUUUACAUUCACAUUCAUUAUCACCUUUAUUAAUAUUAAGGCUUUUGUUACCCUUAAUUCAAAGUUUAUGUCAAUAUUAAAGGGCCAAACACACUAGAGAUAAGAAACUAUAUGCUGUAUUAGAGGAUCUGCUUUAUUAAAGGCAGAAGAGACUGCCCUUCAGACUUUCUAAAUGUAAAAAAACUUUAAAAAUUAACUGUAAUAUUUGCUACCAGGUUAAUAACCAAAUUGUUUAUAAGGUAGUAUACUACCAUAUUUGGACAUGUGCUCAAAUAUUGUUAAAGAGACACAGUUAAAGAAAGAAUGACUCUUGGAA